Messenger RNA from Amoebophrya sp. A25, 2472 nucleotides. The record is from the annotation of a GenBank genome assembly. Lineage: Eukaryota; Dinophyceae; Syndiniales; Amoebophryaceae.
UGAAAGCGUUGUAAUGACGAUAGGUGCAUUACCGAGAAGGAAAACAAAUUUUGCAGAAGCUGCAUUUGCAAUUCUUUUCACUCUUUGGCCUAGUUGUGUCCUGUUAUGCUCCUUUUUUCAUUUUUGAAAUCAGCUCUGCCACAGGUUGUGAAUAUGCUAAUAAGAAAAGUCCCACAUCAAGUACAUGGAUAUCACUCUAAGAAUCGGUGAACAGCAGGAGGACCAGCGAUUCUGCAAUAUCAGGAACAGAUUGUUUAAAUCCUACGCCUACAGUACCUGAGGUUAUCACCUUUUUCACUGAAUUACGUAGUACAAUCUACUCGUAGUUGUCAAUAGUAGAAAGAAUGUCGUACGACAGGGCGAUUACCGUUUUCUCGCCCGAUGGGCAGUUGCAGCAGGUAGAGUACGCAAACGAAGCUGUGAAGCGUGGCAGUUGCACAAUCGGUGUGCGAGGUAAAGAUUGCGUGGUUCUUGCGGUAGAAAAGAAAGCAGUACCAACACUACAGGAUCCAAGAACAGUGCGAAAAAUCCUCGAUUUGGAUGGACAAAUUGCACUCGCUUUUGCAGGUGAGCUUGUUUUUGGCUUUAUUUAUUCUCACUUUUUUUGUGUGUUGGUAGCUGCUAUAUGUAGAAACCAAUCAGGAAGGCUGAUGCAUGCUCUUCGUUUUACCCUGUAUACUUAUCCACAUGUCAAUCAGACACGAUGAUCGCACCCUCUUUUUCCUCACAAUGCUCAUGUGUUCUUCUCUCAUCUAGUACUUUUAGAAAAUUUAUAAUGAGUUGAGGAUGUUCAAUUGCGAACCUCAUAAUAUCUCCGCGCUUCUUCGGAACAGGUUUGAACGCAGAUGCACGAGUUCUGGUGAAUAGAGCACGAGUGGAGUUGCAGAGUUAUCGAUUGAACUACGAAGAUGCGCCAACAGUCGAGUACGUUGCGCGGUACCUUGCAGCGACGCAACAAAAGUACUAGGGAUGCCCUGAUUUUCCCACCCUGAUCUAAGAUAGGAUUUGGUUUGAGCUUACAUUUGAUUGAAUUCUACUGGUAACGAAUGCGACCAAAGAAUUUUCAUCCGCAAAUAGGACUGAAACGUAAGUACUCAAUUUUGAUGAUGUUCUUAUUCUUUUCAUCCUGAAGGUACACACAUCGGGGUGGUGCGAGACCGUUCGGUAUUGGUACUUUAGUCGCGGGUUUCAACAGAGACGGAGAACCGGAACUCUACCAGACAGAUCCCAACGGUACACUUUUGUGAACUCAAGAUAUUUCUCAUAUACGAGAAGUUUCUGUUCAUGCAAUUUUUCUGUUCCUUCUUCAUGCAGGUUAUUGAUCUUGAACAGAUUCAAACUCCUGUAUCUUCGUCUUCCUUACGCUGUUGUAGAUAAGUCAUAUUAAUUUUUUGAGUGGAUGAACACAAGAUCAAGUGACUGCACAUUGACCGUAGGUACUUACACUGGGUGGAAGGCUGCCGCGAUCGGGCAAAAUUUCAAGACGCCACUUGAUUUUUUAGAAAAGAAGUGGGAAGAAGAUAUGAGCGAAGCUACUACGAAGAAAGUGGCGAUUAAAGCGCUUCUUGAAAUUUGCGAAGCACAUGCGCAGAAUAUGGACGUCAUGAUUGUGCGAACUAAGGGGAUGGAAUUCAUGACCGGUAAUUUAUUUUUUUGAUCUGUAAGUACUAUUCAAAUUUUGAUCUAAGUACUUAAACUUAGAAAUCAAUUUGGAGACUACUCUCUCACGUGCUGUGGAUUAGGUUCUUUGUUUCUGUCAGCAAAGUCAAAUGAAAUUUAUUACUUCUCCUGUCGUAAAAAGCUGCUUUUCACAUAUUCAGACGCGGAGCUGGAACCUUUGUUGAAGGAGCUUGACGAUACGGAAGAGCGACGAAGAAAGCUUUUGGCCGACAACUAACCUCCUAGCAGUCCCAGUCCCCUAUCAUCCUCGGAAAUGUAUAUUGUCAGUCUAGUCCCACUAAAAGGUAAAAGUGCUGUCCUCGUUGCUGUGGUGCUUUCCGCAUGCGCUUUGGUAGUUAGCAGGCAUCGCAUUUACUGUGGAGGUUUUCGUCGCGAAAAGAAAGCUAGAGACGGCGCUGGAGUACUCUCCGUAUGUUCCAGUGUGGGAGACGUAGCCUAACUUACACUACAUCCAUCUUCCCAAGAAUUCCGUAUCACCCCAAUCACCUGACAAUCCACCUCGUCAUAAUGAUCCUGGACAACAGUUUUUUAAAAAGUAGGACUCAUUCAUGGACGCGCACUUCCCAGUGUAUACUUUGUAAGAAAAUGGUAUUCAUCAUAAAGCAUUACAUCACGUGCCAAACAGCACCCUGUUAGGUUUGUCGAAUGCACCAUCUGUACUGCGUACGACACAGAGCGACAACGAAGGAGAGCUCGUAAAGCAAGAACAUUGUGUAACUAGGUUUAGUCACGACGAUCUAUUGAAGAUGGAUACGUCUCGUCAAUGAAGGAGGCAGAGGUAAUACAAGACGG